AUGGCCAGUUGUGUCUGUAGGGAUCUCCAGCCCAGCCAGAGUCUGAAGAGAGAGAUGUGUGCGUUGGGAGAGGACUGCAGCCUACAGCCUGUCACUAUAGCAAUGUCUUUUGUUUACUUUGAGAAGCUGGCGUUACAGGGUCGACUAAACAAGCAUAACAGGAAGUUGGUGUCAGCCGCCUGCAUCCUGUUGGCUCCCAAGAUCAGCAGCGACUUCAAGCAACGGGAGGUCAAGCACCUUAUCGAUAAACUUGAGGAGCAUUUCCGGAUCGGCAGGAGAGAGUUGAUGAAGAUUGAGUUCACUAUCCUGGUCGCCCUGGAGAUGGCACUGUACAUCCCUGAGAGCAAGGUCUUGCCACAUUACCGCCGCCUGGUCCAGCAGCAGCCGUUAUAG
This is a messenger RNA of Lampris incognitus (smalleye Pacific opah), 393 nucleotides long. Its product is annotated as CDK5 and ABL1 enzyme substrate 2-like. The record is from RefSeq and is a predicted model, not a curated record. Lineage: Eukaryota; Metazoa; Chordata; Actinopteri; Lampriformes; Lampridae. Gene Ontology annotation, biological process: regulation of cell cycle. The coding region runs from base 1 to 393 and encodes 130 amino acids. The transcript is spliced from 4 exons.